ACAACCAGCGUGGAGAUGGAACUUGCGCUUGCUGUGAAGCAGACCAUUACGCCAACAAGGUGGAUUAAUGAUUCUGAAACGAUAGAGAGUGAAAAUGGAGAUGUUGCAAUUGUUGGGAUGGGCCUUCGCACCUUGGUGUCCAACUCACAGACAGCCUUUUACAUCAUUCUGGUGAUACUGGGAAUUAUUGGCAAUACCAUUGUGAUUGGAGUAAUUGGGAAGAGUGUGAUACUGGACCAAGGUGGUGGACAUAACUCGGACAUCAUCAUUAUUAAUAUGGCACUGUCCAACUUGAUGGUGUCUCUCAUGAGGAACACAAUGCUUGUCAUCUCAGACUUUGGCUUAGAGAUGUACUCAUCUAAAGGGUUGUGUCAGCUUCUCAUGGGAGUUUGGGUGUGGCUGCGAUCAGUCAAUGUGUGGUCAACAUUCUUCCUCAGCGCUUUCCAUCAUCAAACUCUGAAGCGCAUUGCUCCUCCUGUUGGGAACCCUCAAGCUGUCCGAGGGACUCCAAAGAGCCUGCUUUUCAGUUUAAGCUUGAUCUGGUUUAUCAACCUUCUUUACUCCAUUCCUGCUUUCAUCUUUUCCACCAGAGGGAAUAUGAACUCUACUGAGACCCUGAUGCUGGUAACCAGCACAACGCGCCCACUGCUAGGCUGUGUGUGGAAUUUCCCCUCCAGCUACGAUGGCUUGGCGUAUGCUACAGCAUCGAUGGUGAUACAUGAAAUAUUUCCCAUCGUCUUGAUGACAUGUACCAACCUGAACUCCCUGCACACCCUCUACACGCAUGGAAGGGUGCGGAGUUUAGCUAUAGAUGCCCCUAUAAUAAAGCGGGUUCCAGCUGAGAGGCGAGCUGCAAAGGUGAUUCUUGCCCUCGUCAUGCUCUUCAUUGUAUCUUGGGGAACCAGCAUUAUCUCUGUCAACUACUUCAACUACAACAAGGGUUCAUCAACCGAAUAUCUUUUGGUCAUCUCUCGUUUUGCCAAUAUCAUUUUCAUUGCAUUGUCACCUGUUGUCCUGGCAUUUGGUCACCGCCGACUCCGUUCCUGGAUCAAGUCUUUUCUUGUUCACUAA
This is a messenger RNA of Menidia menidia (Atlantic silverside), 1071 nucleotides long. Lineage: Eukaryota; Metazoa; Chordata; Actinopteri; Atheriniformes; Atherinopsidae. The record is from the annotation of a GenBank genome assembly.